GCCACGACACCAGCCUAUCCCCCUUUUCUUUCAACGUUGUGAAAUUCGCAUGCGUUCUCGAUAACAUCUAAAUUAAAGCUUAGAGAGAACUGUUUAUAUUUUUGGUGUAUCUUUCCUUUGAUUCAAUAUGGGUAUUCUUCGUAUAUUAGAAAUUAUAUUUGUCUUUUAUUUUGCUUCUCACAUUCCUAUUACAUUAUUCAUUGAUCUUCAAGCGUUGCUUCCUGCGCAGAUGUAUCCUCAACAGCUGAAAGAUGUUUUGAGAUGGUAUGGGGCUGAGUUCAGAGACCCCAUGAUGCUGGAUCCCCCCACCUGGUUCAAGUCCUUCAUCUUCUGCGAAGCCCUGGUUCAAACACCCUUCUUCCCCAUAGCUGCAUACGCCUUCCUGAAAGGAGGCUGCAAGUGGAUCAGGACUCCGGCCAUUGUGUAUUCCACCCACGUAGUCACCACCCUGGUCCCCAUCCUAGCCCACAUCCUCUACUACCCCUUCCCCACAGAGCCCCACCCUGGCCCCCAGACCCAGAAGGAGCGUUACACCCUGGCGGCCAUCUACGCUCCGUACCUCCUGAUUCCUCUGAUGCUGCUGUUCACAAUGCUCUUCAGCUCAGCUUACAACACCAACACUCAGGGAGGAAAGGGCUCAGCUAAGGCCAAGAAGAUCAAAUAAAGACACUCAUUUCUAGCCUGAGUGCUAGUCUGUUUGUGCUAUUGUCCAACUCCAUUGCUGUCCUUGUCACCUGUUUGGUUUGAUGGCACAAACAGAUUGGCACUCGGGCUACUAAUCCACCUGUACAUUCUGUAAUACACUGUACUGUUACCUGGCAGUCUGUCCAGGCUAUCAUACCUCUUAGUCUAAGUACUCAUUUUCAUAGUCAUUUUUUUUCCUUCUCUUCUCCUCAAGUGAUGAAUUGUCAAUUGGUACAUUUCAAGUCAAUAAAACAUCAUAGGUACGUUUAAACAUAUAGAAUAUUGGACACCCAAAGAGAAUCAAAAUGUGUAAAUCCUUUUUUAUUUCAAGUAUAUCUCAUCUUUUGAUGAAGUUGGUCCACUAAGUUUUGGUUUACUAACUUUUAACAUGGAUAAGAUGAAUGCACAGGAGGAUGAUAUUUACUGUAAACAUAAAUAACAUACCUUUGAAAUGUACAUUACUUUAAAAAGAAAUGGUUUGUAUACACUGGCCUGAAACUCCAAUAAGCCACCUGAGGGUUAAAUGUGUUGGUUGUAGUACCACAGAUAAAGGUGAAAUGAUAAAACCAUGAAGAUAUUCGUACCUUAAGAUGUAAAACAGAAUUAAGAUACAAAUGGGGGGGGGGGGGGGGGGGCAA
This is a messenger RNA of Oncorhynchus nerka (sockeye salmon), 1322 nucleotides long. It is a transcript of the gene tmem97, whose product is annotated as transmembrane protein 97. Gene Ontology annotation, cellular component: endoplasmic reticulum. The transcript has 3 exons. The coding region runs from base 128 to 664 and encodes 178 amino acids. NCBI's taxonomy places the organism in Eukaryota, Metazoa, Chordata, Actinopteri, Salmoniformes, Salmonidae. The record is from RefSeq and is a predicted model, not a curated record.